AAAAGAAAUGGAAAGAUAACACCUAGAUUUUUAAACACAUAAAAUUUUUAUUAAUUAAAAUCAAUUACACACCUAAAUGGUUAUUUGUAAUUAUUACUAUAUAUCACAUAAUAACCAUGGCUACGAUUACUCGUGGGAUGUGUGUUUUUAGUUAUCUUAAUAUGCUCCCUCGUCGUAUCGUUAAUUAUUCAUUUCAACCACAACAUGCUGAAAAUAAAAACAUAGGUAAAAUCGUACAUGUUGCGAUUGUUGGAGCCCCAAAUUCAGGAAAAAGUACUUUAAUAAACAAAAUAAUUGACCGAAAGAUAUGUGCUGCUUCAAAUAAAGUUCAUACAACUACCAAAUUAGUAAGAGCAAUGUGUUACUGCAAUGACACACAGAUUGUAUUUCUGGAUACACCGGGUGUUGUAACUGAUAGAGAACAAAAGAAAUACAACCUCCCACCUUCAAUGUUAGGAUCAUGUCACAAAAGUCUCAGAUGUGCAGAUGUAGUUGGUGUUGUUCAUGAUGCAUCAUGUAAAUAUAUCAGAGAAUCUUUACACAAGGAUGUUGUUGAAAUGCUGAACUCUGUACAAGAUAUGCCAAGUUUUCUUAUCAUAAAUAAGGUUGAUAAGUUAAGGUCAAAGAAGCAGUUAUUGACUUUAGUGAGGAAUCUCACUAAUGGAUUUAUUGCUGGGAACCCUAUUCCUGGUCCCACAAAUCCUAAUAAACAGGAGAGAGGCUUCAGUCAUUUUUCUGAUGUGUUUAUGGUAUCUGCUUUGAAUGGUGAUGGAGUUUCAGAUAUAAGGGAGUACCUUGUCAACAACGCCAAGCCCGGAAAGUUUCAUUAUUCAACUGAAGAAUGGACUGACCAAACGCCGAAAUCAGUCAUAGAAGACGCUGUGAGAGCGAAAUUCUUAGAUUUUUUGCAUCAAGAAAUACCAUACAAUUUGAAAGUGAAAUUAGAUUAUUACGAAGAGAUCGAUAACGAAGAUAAAAUCAUAUGUUCAGUAUCUGUAGAGUGUCCAUCAGAAAGGCUGAUGCGACUAAUAAGCGGCGCCGGCGGCGGCCGCCUCCAACAGAUAAAGUCUUCUGUUCGGAAUGAUUUGAUAGACGUCUUCAGGAAAACGGUGAUCUUAGACUUGCAAUUGCACGUGAAAAAUAAUUUUUUGUUAGCUAGUUAGUUCGCAGUGCUCCGAUUUUGUUAUGGCUUUUAAGAAUAGUUGAGAACUUAAAUAAACUUUUAUGUUAACCUGUGUAUUUUUUGUUAUGUUUUAUGGACUGGUAAUAGAUAUAUCCGUAACAAAUAUAAAUUUAAAAUCUGUUCACGAAUAAAGACGUUAUAAGCGAUUUACUUCAAACUGGACAGAAUCAAUUAAUUUCUAGAGUGACGUUCGGCUUUCAAGAGUUCAAGAUUACCAGACAAAUUAUAAGACUAGUUUCGAAAAAACAGUAUCUUCUCUUCAUUAUCUUUAAAACUUUAUACUUAUUUUAGAACUUUAUUCUUAUAGCAUACAUCAAUUUUGAUUAAAAAUAUUCU
Bombyx mandarina (wild silkworm) is the source of this 1519-nucleotide messenger RNA. Its product is annotated as GTPase Era, mitochondrial. Lineage: Eukaryota; Metazoa; Arthropoda; Insecta; Lepidoptera; Bombycidae. The record is from RefSeq and is a predicted model, not a curated record. Gene Ontology annotation, cellular component: mitochondrial matrix. Gene Ontology annotation, molecular function: ribosomal small subunit binding; GTP binding; rRNA binding. Gene Ontology annotation, biological process: ribosomal small subunit assembly.